AUGAAUGAAGUUGAAUAUCAGAAACUAGGUGCUUCGGGUUUAUCUAUUUCCCCUAUAAUCAUUGGCUGCAUGACAUUUGGAGAUUUUCAUUCAUGGGGUAUUACUGAGGAAGAGACUGUAAUGGAAAUUUUGAAAAAAUGUUACGAUAAGGGUUUACGAACAUUUGAUACCGCUGAUGUCUACUCUAAUGGUAAAUCUGAAAUUCUUUUAGGUAAGUUUAUCAGAAAGUACAACAUACCAAGGGAAAGGAUUGUCAUAUUGACAAAAGCUUUUUGCGCUAUGGACUAUAACGAUCCUAAUUUCAGUAUGUUCAAAUAUGGAACUGAAUAUUACCCUGAGAUUGACUACGUAAAUUCCCAAGGAUUGUCUAGGAAACAUAUCCUUAAUGCUGUUGAACAUUCUGUUUCGAAUUUGGGGACUUAUAUUGAUGUACUACAGAUACACAGAUUAGAUCAUAGUACACCCAAGGAAGAGAUUAUGAAAUCAUUGCAUGAUGUAGUCGAAGGAGGAAAAGUAAGAUAUCUAGGAGCAUCUUCAAUGAAAGCUUUUGAAUUUGCGCAAUUACAAUUUAUUGCUGUGAAAAAUGGCUGGACAAGAUUUAUUAGUAUGCAAAAUUACUACAACCUUAUAUACCGCGAAGAAGAACGUGAAAUGAUUCCCUUCUGUAAGGAAAAUGACUUUGGAAAAAUUGGUGUGAUUCCUUAUUCACCAAUUGCGAGUGGCCUUCUUGCACGUCCCUUAUCUUCAGAAGGAACUCAAAGACUGUCAACAGAUCCAAUAUACGCUAAAAAAGGUUUAGACAAGCCAACUGAUGCAGAUAAGACAAUUAUAAACCGAGUCGAAAAAAUCGCAGCAAAAUAUGAGGUAAGUAUGGCUGCUGUGGCUACUAGAUGGCUUUUUAGUAAAGGUGCUAACCCGAUAGUUGGUGUUAAUUCUGUGGAAAGAGUAGACGAUUUCUUGAAAGCUUUGACCUUCAAAUUAACAGAAAGUGAAAUUGCUCUGUUAGAAGAACCCUACGCUGCAAAGGCAGUAUAUAACACUUAA
Messenger RNA from Debaryomyces hansenii CBS767, 1044 nucleotides. RefSeq names its product aldo/keto reductase. Bases 1 to 1044 code for a protein of 347 amino acids. The record is from RefSeq and is a predicted model, not a curated record. The transcript has a single exon. NCBI's taxonomy places the organism in Eukaryota, Fungi, Ascomycota, Pichiomycetes, Serinales, Debaryomycetaceae.